This is a messenger RNA of Ictidomys tridecemlineatus (thirteen-lined ground squirrel), 2054 nucleotides long. RefSeq names its product thromboxane A synthase 1 (gene Tbxas1). The record is from RefSeq and is a predicted model, not a curated record. Lineage: Eukaryota; Metazoa; Chordata; Mammalia; Rodentia; Sciuridae. Gene Ontology annotation, molecular function: iron ion binding; heme binding; oxidoreductase activity, acting on paired donors, with incorporation or reduction of molecular oxygen.
CUUUAUUAAGAGGAUCUCUGAGAAAGAGCACACUUGGGGGACCCACUGGCCAGGCGUGUUUUGGGGUGCCUGUUUCCUCCUCCUCCACCUGAAGCUCAGGGCUCCCGUCAGGGCGGAGACAUCAACCCCCCUCUUUUGCCUGGAGGAUCGCCCUCUCUGGGGUCUCAGAGGAAUGAUGGAAGCCUUGGGAUUUCUGAAACUGGAAGCGAGUGGCCCCCUGGUGACGGUGGCCCUGCUGGUGGCUCUCUUGGCCCUCCUGAAAUGGUACUCCACCUCGGCGUUCUCGAGGCUGCAGGAGUUGGGCGUCCCACAUCCCAGGCCUUCGCCCUUCAUCGGCAACUUGACAUUCUUCCGCCAGGGUUUCUGGGAAAGCCAAAUGGAGCUCAGAAGACAAUAUGGAUCUCUGUGUGGGUACUAUCUUGGCCGUCGGAUGUAUAUUGUUAUGUCCAAGCCAGACAUGAUCCGGCAGGUGUUGGUUGAGAACUUCAGUAACUUUUCCAACAGAGCGGCCACGAGGUUGGAGCCCAAGUUGGUAGCCAACAGCAUUCUGUUCUUACGUGACAAAAGAUGGGAAGAGAUCAGAGGCGUCCUGACUCCUGCUUUCAGUCCUGCCAAGCUGAACGAGAUGAUGCCCCUCAUCAGCCAAGCCUGUGACCUCCUCCUGGAUCACUUAAAGAGCUAUGCAGAGUCUGGGGCUGCGUUUGACAUCCAGAGGUGCUACUGCUACUACACCACAGACCUGGUGGCCAGUGUCGCCUUCGGCACCCAGGUGGACUCCCGGAAGGUUCCCGAGGACCCCUUUGUGGAAUCUUGCAGGCGUUUCUUUGCGUUCUCCAUCCCCAGGCCUCUCCUGGUCUUACUGUUAUCAUUUCCAUCCAUAAUGGUCCCACUGGCCCGGAUUCUGCCCAAUAAGAACCGAGAUGAACUGAAUGGCUUUUUUAACAAACUCAUUAGGAAUGAGAUUGCCUUGCGGGACCAGCAAGCUGCAGAAGAGAGGCGGAGAGACUUCCUCCAAGCAGUGCUGGACGCCCGGCACUCUGCGCACUCCGUGGGCCUGGACGACUUUGACCUUGCCAAGGAGGUCCCCUCCUCUGGCAAGGGCACAGCGGACCCCUCCCAGCAGCAGCCCAGAGCCUUGUCUGCGCCUUUGACCGUGGAUGAGAUCGUGGGUCAGGCCGUGCUCUUCCUCAUCGCGGGCUAUGAGAUGGUCGCCAACACACUGUCCUUUGCCACCUACCUGCUGGCCACCCACCCCGACUGCCAGAAGAGGCUUCUGAGCGAGGUGGACCUCUUCAAGGAGAAACAUAGGGCCCCUGAGUACCACAGCCUCCAGGAAGGCCUGCCCUAUCUGGACAUGGUGAUCGCAGAGACCCUGAGGAUGUACCCGCCAGCAUUCAGGUUCACGCGGGAGGCGGCGCAGAACUGCAAGGUGCUAGGGCAGUACAUCCCAGCAGGCACUGUGCUGGAGACAGCAGUGGGUGCCCUGCACCAUGACCCCGAGCACUGGCCGGACCCUGAGACUUUUGACCCUGAAAGGUUCACAAAAGAGGCCCAGAGGCAGCGGCAGCCCUUCACAUACCUGCCUUUCGGGGCUGGCCCCCGGAGCUGCCUUGGGAUCCGGCUGGGGCUGCUGGAGGUCAAGCUGACACUGUUCCAUGUCCUGAGCAAAUUCUGCUUCGAAGCCUGCCCUGAGACUCAGGUUCCACUGCAGCUAGAAUCAAAAUCUGCCUUGGGCCCCAAAAAUGGAGUCCACAUCAAGAUUGUGUCUCGCUGACACAGAAGGUGUCUUGGAAAGGAGGGAACAUCUCAUGGCUACAGUAUCUGCAAACUGGUGUUUUAUAAGGGCACCCCUAAGUUCUAAGAAAACCCUCACAUGGAAAUGCCAAUGUUUUAAAACACAUCUGGCAUGAUUGAGAGGGUGCCUGGUAUGCAAGUAUAAAGAAGGUUAUUUAUGAGGUAUUUCCUACAUGCUUAAUAAAUAUUUGUUGUACUUGGUUUUGACACUGCCAACGGGGUUUAAACCACUGAUUUAAGUAAAGAUUAUAGAUAAAUAA